AUGCCUACAUCAUCUACCAAUGUCGAUGCCUUCCCAUCCGCUCAAUCGAACGAUGAGACCACGCCUCUCUUGACCCACGUAGAUCCCACACCCAUAGAUGAGUCCGUCGAUCCUUCAGGGCAGCAAGAUUAUCUUGAAGAUGACGAUAACGACAAGAACAAACCACUACCCAAGGCGCAGAUCUUUCUUCUGUGUUAUGCCGUUUGCGCGGCGCCUAUUUCCUUCUUCUCCAUCUUUCCUUACAUCAACUUCAUGAUUGAGAGGGUAGGAGGUGUGGAUAAAGAGGAUGUUGGGUUUUACUCGGGAUUGAUCGAAAGUCUGUUCAGUGCCACGCAGAUGUGUGUCAUGAUUCUCUGGGGAAAGGCCUCUGAUCGAUAUGGAAGAAAACCCGUGCUAGUCAUCUCAUUGUUGGGGUUGACUGUCGCCACGGUUCUCUUUGGUCUAAGCAGAACCUUAUGGCAGAUGGCGCUAUUCAGGUGCCUGGGUGGGGUGUUUGCCGGAACAAUCGUCACUGUCCGAGCCAUGCUCUCCGAGAACAGUACCAAGCAUACGCAAGCACGAGCCUUCAGUUUCUUCGCUUUCGCUAGCAAUAUGGGGAUUUUUGUUGGCCCGCUGAUUGGUGGUGCACUCGAAAGCCCAGCGGACAAAUUCACAUCGACCUUCGGCAAGACGCAAUUCUGGCAUGAUUACCCUUACUCACUACCCAACAUCGUCGUAUCAGUUAUUGCCCUCUCUGCAGCGAUUACAACCAUGCUGUUUGUCAAGGAAACUUUGAAUAUCCACGGCGAUAGGAAGAAGACCGCAAAGUCUAACAUGUCUACAUGGGAGCUUAUCAAAUAUCCUGGCGUUAUGCGAGUACUUGUAGUAUAUAACUACGUGAUGCUCAUGGCAUUCACCUUCACGGCUGUCUUUCCAGUUGCCCAGUACACACCUAUUAGCAUGGGCGGUCUUGGCUUUACAACAGAGCUUAUUGCUGCGUGUACAGCACUAAAUGGAGCUUCUCAGGCAGCCUGGCUGCUUAUUGCAUUCCCUUUACUGCACAAGCGGAUAGGUACCGGUCGUGUGCUCUGGCUUUGUGCAUCAGCCUGGCCUGUUCUCUUUGUUGUCGGUCCGGUGUACAAUGUUCUACUUCGGUACGGGCAUACUGCCAUUUUCUGGGCUACCGGACCGCCCGUUAUAGUUCUCGCAAGUGGGGUUUCGAUGGCAUUUACUUGUGUUCAACUCGCACUUAACGACAUUUCUCCCUCACACGAGACUCUUGGGACGCUUAACGCUGUCGCACUUGCUGCUCAAAGCGGCAUUCGGUCCGUGGCUCCGGCUCUCGCAACUAGUGUCUAUGCCAUCGGCGUCAAGUAUCGUAUAUUUGGUGGUCAACUUUUCUGGCUUUGCCAAGUCAUUUUGGCAUUUGGCUUGUUUGGACUUCUGAAGCUGCUUCCUGCGAAGGCGAGAGGGGAUGUGAAGCCAAAGCAGUCGAACGGUAGUGCUUGA
This is a messenger RNA of Alternaria burnsii, 1488 nucleotides long. Its product is annotated as mfs general substrate transporter. The transcript is spliced from 4 exons. Gene Ontology annotation, molecular function: transmembrane transporter activity. Gene Ontology annotation, biological process: transmembrane transport. NCBI's taxonomy places the organism in Eukaryota, Fungi, Ascomycota, Dothideomycetes, Pleosporales, Pleosporaceae. Bases 1 to 1488 code for a protein of 495 amino acids. The record is from RefSeq and is a predicted model, not a curated record.